Messenger RNA from Aedes aegypti (yellow fever mosquito), 3070 nucleotides. It is a transcript of the gene Stt3A, whose product is annotated as dolichyl-diphosphooligosaccharide--protein glycosyltransferase subunit STT3A. Gene Ontology annotation, molecular function: dolichyl-diphosphooligosaccharide-protein glycotransferase activity. The transcript has 6 exons. Bases 425 to 2557 code for a protein of 710 amino acids. Gene Ontology annotation, cellular component: membrane. The record is from RefSeq and is a predicted model, not a curated record. Lineage: Eukaryota; Metazoa; Arthropoda; Insecta; Diptera; Culicidae. Gene Ontology annotation, biological process: post-translational protein modification.
GGCAAAAAACGAAAACAUCUGUCUCCCAUAUAAAUUCAGCCUGCGAGAGAGUGCCACGCCAUUCCUUCGAAUAUACAAUUUAUAAGGCUGUAUGUGUUCGUCUUUCUAUCUGCUGCGGCUGCAUUUCAAUCGUCGUGAAAGAACGCCGGCUACAAUCCGUGGUCCAGGCAACGAGCAAUGAUGACCAAUUGAUGGAUUUAGCGCAUUGCGAGGAAAUACAAACGAAGAAAUAAAAUUGCCUGUGUGGAAGCGACAUUUUUGUUUCCAUCACGCAUCACCACAACCACACUAACUAGAGAGCUGUUGGAAGAUAGAGGCGGUAUAUCGCUGUGUGGUAUUUUGUGGGGGUACAUUGGCAUCUAGUCACAGAGUUGCAUCGAUCUGUUGGUCCUGCCUGCCUGCCUGAUCAGGACAUCCAGUAACGAUGGAGCACGUUUCCAAGCUCCGUAUGAAUCUCGAGAAGCAGGAGAGCCUGGUGAAGCUGGGUAUUCUCACAACGGCUGCGAUUCUCUCGUUCUCGACGCGUCUAUUCUCGGUGCUGCGAUUCGAGAGUGUCAUCCAUGAGUUCGAUCCGUAUUUCAACUAUCGAACGACAAAGUUCCUGGCCGAGCAGGGCUUCUACAACUUCCACAACUGGUUCGAUGAUCGGGCGUGGUACCCGCUGGGAAGAAUCAUCGGUGGUACGAUCUAUCCGGGGUUGAUGGUAACCUCGGCCACCCUGUAUCGUAUCAUGUGGCUGUUGAAUAUCACCGUGGACAUCAGGAAUGUCUGCGUAUUCUUGGCCCCGUUCUUCUCGUCGCUUACGACUAUUGUCACGUAUUUGCUGACUAAGGAAAUCUACACUACUGGGGCCGGAUUGGUGGCGGCAGCAAUGAUCUCAAUUGUUCCGGGAUACAUCUCCCGAUCGGUGGCCGGUUCGUACGAUAACGAAGGUAUUGCCAUCUUCUGUAUGCUGUUGACCUACUAUAUGUGGAUCAAGGCGGUGAAAACGGGAGCUAUCUUCUGGGCCACAAUGGCAGCAUUGGCCUAUUUCUACAUGGUGUCCUCCUGGGGAGGCUACGUGUUCCUGAUCAACUUGAUCCCGCUGCACGUGCUGGCUUUGAUGGCCACUGGUCGAUUCACGCAUAGGGUGUACAUCGCCUACAGCACCCUCUACACCAUCGGAACGAUCCUGUCGAUGCAGAUUUCCUUCGUUGGAUUCCAACCCGUCCAAAGCUCAGAACAUAUGCUGGCCUUCGGUGUGUUCGGCCUCUGCCAGCUGCACGCCUUUGUCGACUACGUCCGCUCUCGUGUUUCGAAGGAACACUUUGAAAUAAUGUUCAACGCGCUGGUCGUCUCGAUCGCCACGAUCACCGUCCUGCUGAGCUUGAUUCUCACGCUGACCGGCAAAAUUUCACCAUGGACCGGACGCUUCUACUCGCUGCUGGAUCCGUCCUACGCCAAGAAUCACAUUCCCAUCAUCGCAUCCGUAUCCGAGCAUCAACCGACCUCGUGGUCGUCGUUUUAUUUCGACUUGCAGAUUUUGGUGUUCCUGUUCCCAGCCGGUUUGUACUUCUGCUUCUCGAAGCUUUCCGAUGCCAACAUUUUCAUCAUCCUGUACGGGGUCACUUCCAUCUACUUUGCGGGCGUCAUGGUCCGUUUGAUGUUGGUGCUGGCGCCGGUGAUGUGCGUCCUGUCGGGAAUUGCCAUUUCCCACCUGCUGAGCAAAUACAUCCGUAACGUGGACACCAGCGGCAGCAGUGCGGGUGGUUCUAAGCCACUCGACGCCAAGAAGGCCAAAAAGUACGAACAGCAAUCGCCGAUGAAGAGCGAAAUCGCCAACGCCUUUGUGGUGGUUAUUACGCUGCUGCUGAUCACCUACACAUUCCACUGCACGUGGGUCACUUCGGAGGCGUACAGUUCGCCCAGUAUUGUGCUGAGCGCUCGGUCCCACGAUGGAGGACGGAUCAUCUUUGACGACUUCCGUGAAGCUUAUUAUUGGUUGCAGAUGAACACACCGGAGGAUGCUCGCGUAAUGUCGUGGUGGGAUUACGGCUACCAAAUAACGGCCAUGGCGAACCGGACCAUUCUGGUGGACAAUAACACGUGGAACAAUACGCACAUUUCGCGGGUCGGUCAAGCGAUGGCCUCGACUGAAGACAAGGCUUACGAAAUUAUGAAGGAGCUGGACGUCGAUUACGUGUUGGUCAUCUUUGGUGGAUUGACUGGUUACUCUUCCGAUGACAUCAACAAGUUCCUUUGGAUGGUCCGGAUCGGCGGAAGCACGGACCGUGGGGCCCACAUCAAGGAAACCGACUACUAUGCCUCGAGCGGCGAUUUCCGCAUCGACAAGGAAGGAUCGCCCACUCUGCUCAACUGUUUGAUGUACAAAAUGUGCUACUACCGGUUCGGCCAGGUGUACACCGAGGGAGGCAAGGCGCCUGGCUACGAUCGGGUACGUGGUGCCGAAAUUGGCAACAAAGACUUUGAGCUGGACGUUCUGGAAGAGGCAUACACGACCGAACACUGGCUGGUUCGAAUCUACAAAGUGAAAGACUUGAGCAAUAGAGGCGUUUAGAAAUCUUUGUUCACGGUACCCGUACGAAUGAAAAAAAAAAUUAAAACAUUAUUUCAAUCGACUUUCCUAUGACUCAAAAUUUACCCUUAAAGAAUUGUGUACUCAAAUUGAUACUUUGUAGGUUUCGACAAAUAAUUUCUACGAUCUUUUUUCAUACAACUUUAAAGCAUACAAACGCACCCCGCAAACCACGAGUCCUAGAUAGUGUGUUAUAACUAGAAUAUGCAAUUGAAGCUCAGCAAAUGUUGGGCAAACAAUGACAUGAUUACAAACAAAUGAAAAUCACUACAAACAAGCGAAUAAAUUAGUCUGCCACAAAAAGAACAAAUGAAGAAAAAACUGGUAAUUUUAACACAUUUUUUAUAUACGUAUGGUAAUAUACGCGCAUUGAACUAAGCAGAAUUUGUGCAUUUAUAAUUGCUAGAAAAUCCUUGUUUGUAUCAGUUUACCGGAAUACAUAAACAAGCGCAAAAGGACGAAUACUGAAAAUAAAAUUAACACCACAAAACCCAA